This is a messenger RNA of Misgurnus anguillicaudatus (oriental weatherfish), 1992 nucleotides long. It is a transcript of the gene card19, whose product is annotated as caspase recruitment domain family, member 19. Gene Ontology annotation, cellular component: mitochondrion. NCBI's taxonomy places the organism in Eukaryota, Metazoa, Chordata, Actinopteri, Cypriniformes, Cobitidae. The record is from RefSeq and is a predicted model, not a curated record.
UUUUGUUGCUUUUACAACGUUUUCACCAGCAGGUGGCGUCAUAUUUAGGUGUUUCGAGCGCUUCGGUCGAAUGAAUCAUUUUUCGAAGAAAUUGGUUCAAUUGUUUCGAAUCUUCCAAAAGCUUUGUUUCGCCCGCCACUACUUCCGGUACGGUUGGCCCCUCCCCUCUCUGUCAUGGGCGUGUCCACAACAGACAGCAAAGGAGACUUCAGAAUGGGAGAGAGCUUCUAUGAACAGCUGCAGAUAGACAGCCAGUUCUUGAAAUCGGACCGGCGUUUGGACACAGAGCUGGUGGAUAAACUCAUCCUGCAGCUCAACAGAAUCUAUCCACAGAUCCUUACCGACAAGGAAGCCACCAGGUUUAGGGAUUUGGAUGUUCCCACAUGUGUCAGGCUGGCAGAGCUGCUGUCUCGUCUGCAGGAGAAAGGAGAGGAGGCGUGUCGAGAGUUUUACAGAGCACUGCACCUCCACGUUGAGGAGGUUUACUUCAGCUUACCCACACGUCUCCGACUCAGGGAGUCCGGUGAUCGAGUUGAUCCAAUCGUGAAUCCCAAACAUAGAUAUGUACUAAAUGACCGAAGUCCUGUAUUCUUCAUAAGCUGCUUUAGUGCUGCUGUCGGAGCCGCUCUUCUGUAUUAUUAUGGUGAGUCCAAGGAGGUGUCGGGUUCAAGCAGUGCACUCGGUCUGGCUGCCCUGGGAUUGAGUAGAAAGGUGCGAGAUGUUCUCAUCUGGUACACAGAAGAUGGAAUAUAAUGGAUUUUUGGUGCCUUUAAAAUCAUUUUGACACUAUACAAUAUCAGAGUAUCGCACAAAAUAAGUUUCAGAUCUCACAGGUGGAUUGUGUAUGUUGCUUUCUACAGUGUAUGUAUAAUUUAUACAUCAUCUGUUUGAAUUGCUUAGUUGCGCCAUUGUUAUUCAGAUUGGUGAACCAGUGUUUAACCUGUCUUGCGUACUCAAAUGACCAGCAUAGAUGAUGACCAGCAUGUGUUUAGUACAUCUGUUAAGUACAACUUCAUUGCAAAACACCAACUUCAGGUUUUAAAAGAUAUAUGCAUGUAGUGUAUAAAGUAAUUACUGAUGUGAGCGAGACUAAAAAUGGCCUACAUCUGGAAACAUUUAAGAAACAAACAUAGCUAUUUUGAAAUAUUAGAUAAGUACAUGCAACAGUGAAACUAAUAAAACUAAUACUUAUUGAUUUACACUCACCACUGAAAAGUAGGCAACUAAUAAUUAAUACUGGGCAUUUAGGAAUCAAACUCAUUUUUAUGCUCAAGGAUAAAGUUAACACUGGUUAAUUUCAAUAAUCUCUCAUUCAUGUAUUGUAUAUAUCAUUCAUACUGUAACUGAUAAUUACUCAAGAGAUAUUUUGACAAAAUGUUGACCCAAAGGGGCUUUAGCCUUACUAAAUGCACACCUGUUAUAACAAAUAUAUGAAGUGUAAGUAUAUUUUGAGAUAUAAAGCUGAAUUUAAGGAGUAUUAGGAGCUUGUUACCUUGUAAUACUUUUUGUGUUAAGCGUUUUGUGGGUUAAGGUUUUAUAUUUUAUUCAUUGUUUAUAUAUAUUUUAUAAAUCUGUUUUUUAAAACAAGCAGCAUGUUUGCACUGGAUUGUCUACUAAUAAUCGAUCACAUUUGUCAAUUUCCUAGGAGAUAUUUCUAACUCUCGUGGCCUUAUUUUUGCAUUAAAAAAAGUAAGAAAUAUUUUGCAAGAUUUGUAUGAAGAGGAAAAUACUAAAAUAAUGUAUUUAUGAGUCACACAAAUGAGUAGUUUGGCUUGUCAGUCAUAUAAAUAGACAUUUUUGAACCCUAACAAAAGAAAAGAUAAAAAAAUAUAUAUAUAUCAUCUUUAAAAAUAUAAUAUGUCUAAUGCAUUUGGGUAUAAAUUGGAUUGUGUGCCUUUGUGAUAUGUAUAAGUUGUGUCCUUUGUAUAUAAAGCGAGUUAAGGACAAUUGGAAAGUUUCUAAAAUCUGAAUAAAUAAAUAAAUAUUGUUAUU